CAACUGACAUUAAAGUUGUCAAUCAACCAAUUUGUUGUCCCCAACUGAUAACAACACAACACUUUGCUUGUGAAUUUUUCGAAUUUGGAUUGCAUUUCCAUGGGCCUUACUAUGUCUUUUUAGACAAUAUUUAGCGCCUUUUGAUGGUGAAGUGUAGUUUUUGUAUUAGCACUAGAGUUUCGGUGGUAAACAAAUCAACUUGAAUUCCAUGGCGAACAGCUACGAAGUGCCGAGUUGGGCCGGAAAACCACCCACUGGCCUCCACUUGGACGUGCUGAAGGACGACAAACUCAUCCAGAAGCUUAUGAUCGACGAGAAGAAAUGCUACUUGUUCGGUCGCAACUCGCAGAUGAAUGAUUUUUGCAUUGAUCACGCUUCAUGCUCACGGGUCCAUUCCGCCCUGGUUUACCAUAAAUACCUGAACAUUGCUUAUUUGGUUGAUUUGGGAUCAACACAUGGGACCUUCAUUGGGUCGCUCCGGUUGGAGCCACACAAACCCACUCAGUUGCAAAUGAACAGCACAUUUCACUUUGGAGCCUCAACCAGGAGAUAUGUGCUCAGGGAAAGACCAUCUGCUGGGUUGAGAUCUAAUAUAAUGGAAGAUUUGCCAAUGAAUGAAUCGGCGGAAGGGGCCUUGCUGGGACUGCCGGAAAGCCAAACGGAAUUAGAUAACCUCACGGAGUACAACACUGCACACAAUCGACGAAUUUCAAUGUUGGGAAUUACAGACGACAACAUGCGAAAGAAAAAUGCUGGCCGUAAACGACGCAGCGUUACUUUUAAUGAGGAAGAAAUCGUAAUCAAUCCUGAAGAUAUAGACCCAAAUGUUGGUCGCUUCCGUAAUCUUAUUCAGACGACGGUUAUCCCCACGAAGAAAAUCAAAUUAGACAAUAAUAUUGGCAUACCUACUACGUCAACUGCAAGCCACAGUACCGACAUGAAACAUAUGCAGCCCACAACUAUGGUACCUCAUCUUUAUCAGGGCCUGCCUGCCGCAGAGCAUGGGUCAAAUAAAAUGAACACAUCGGGAGAUCUUGACGUGACACCUAUAGCGCUGGGAACUAAACUUGGUUUGUUAGUCCCGAAUCCUGCACCUGAAGUCACGCCAAUGAAUGACACCAUGUCCACAAUGCAAUUUGCAACAACGUCAAAAGCUGCUCGUUUUGAAGAUCAUGCCAUGAUGGAUAGCAGUAGUGAACCACAAAAGAAGAAAUACGCUAAAGAAGCGUGGCCAGGAAGGAAACCAAUGCUUGGUGUUUGAAGCAAUAAAUGUCAAGUGAAUGUUUCACUGCAACCCAAUGUCUUCUAGUGAUAAGAUCUCCCAGAAAAAGCCUCAUCAGAUGUCGUGUAGCUCACUUUAAAAGGUUUUGAUCUAGACAGAACAUUUAUGUUAAGUUUAUGGAAUAGUAAAUGUAAACUGCAGGCAUGCUGGUCCCAAUAGAAUCGGAUUUUUAAUUGUA
Messenger RNA from Hermetia illucens (black soldier fly), 1460 nucleotides. It is a transcript of the gene NiPp1, whose product is annotated as nuclear inhibitor of protein phosphatase 1. NCBI's taxonomy places the organism in Eukaryota, Metazoa, Arthropoda, Insecta, Diptera, Stratiomyidae. Gene Ontology annotation, cellular component: nuclear speck. The coding region runs from base 209 to 1261 and encodes 350 amino acids. The record is from RefSeq and is a predicted model, not a curated record. The transcript is spliced from 7 exons. Gene Ontology annotation, molecular function: mRNA binding; protein binding; protein serine/threonine phosphatase inhibitor activity.